AUGGAGGACACUAUUGCGCAUUGUGAACAGAGUAUCUGUCAGGCAAGAGCUGCUGUGAUGGUUUAUGAUGACGCCAACAAGAAGUGGGUACCAGCUGGCGGCUCAGCUGGGUUCAGCAGGGUUCACAUAUACCACCACACAGGCAACAACACGUUCCGAGUGGUGGGCAGGAAGAUUCAGGACCAUCAGGUGGUGAUAAACUGUGCCAUCCCUAAGGGCUUGAAGUACAACCAGGCUACGCAGACUUUCCACCAGUGGCGAGAUGCUCGACAGGUGUAUGGCCUCAACUUCGGCAGCAAGGAGGAUGCCAAUGUCUUCGCAAGUGCCAUGAUGCAUGCCCUAGAGGUGUUGAAUUCCCAGGAAACAGGGCCAACAUUGCCUAGACAAAAUUCUCAGCUACCUGCCCAAGUUCAAAAUGGCCCAUCACAAGAAGAAUUGGAAAUUCAAAGAAGGCAGCUGCAAGAGCAGCAGCGACAGAAGGAGCUGGAGCGCGGGGAGCGCGGGGAGCGCGUGGAGCGGGAGCGCCUGGAACGCGUGGAGCGGGAGCGCGUGGAGCGCGUGGAGCGGGAGCGCGAGCGCGUGGAGCGCGUGGAGCGGGAGCGCGUGGAGCGGGAGCGCCUGGAGCGGGAGCGCCUGGAGCAGGAGCAGCUGGACCGCGAGCGGGAGCAGCGGGAGCGCGAGCGGCAGGACCGGCUGGAGCGCGAGCGGCUGGAGCGACUUGACCGCGAGCGGCAGGAGCAGCGGGAGCAGCGGGAGCGGCAGGAGCAGCUGGAGUGGGAGCGCGAGCGGGAGCGCAGGCUGUCGGCUGCUGCCCCUGCCUCUGCGGAGACUCCUCUAAACUCUGUGCUGGGGGACUCCUCUGCUUCUGAGCCAGGCUUGCAGGCAGCCUCUCAGCCGGCCGAGACUCCAGCCCAACAGGGCAUUGUCUUGGGACCACCUGCCCCUCCGCCCCCCCCUCCGCUCCCCACCCCGGCUCCAGCAGCGCUGCCCCCCCACCCGGGGCCUCCGCCCCCCCCUCCGCUCCCCGCCUCGGGGCCUCCGCCCCCGCCUCCUCCGCCCCCUCUUCCUAAUCAAGCGCCCCCCCCUCCCCCUCCUCCUCCCGCUCCCCCGCUCCCUGCAUCUGGAUUUUUUGCCGGAUCCGCGUCUGAAGACAAUCGCCCUUUGACUGGACUUGCGGCUGCCAUCGCCGGAGCGAAACUGAGGAAAGUGUCCCGGACGGAGGAUGCCCCUUUACCAAGUGGAGGGACUACCAUUGGUGUGAACCCGGCCUCAUCGAAGUCAGACACGGGUCGUGGGAAUGGACCCCUUCCUUUAGGAGGCAGUGGGCUAAUGGAAGAAAUGAGUGCCCUGCUGGCCAGGAGGAGAAGAAUUGCUGAAAAGGGAUCAACAAUAGAAACAGAACAAAAAGAGGACAAAAACGAAGAUUCGGAGCCCGUAAUUUCUAAGGCCUCAUUGACAAGUACACCCGAACCUACCAGAAAACCCUGGGAAAGAACAAAUACGAUGAACGGCAGCAAGUCACCUGUUAUUUCCAGACGGGAUUCUCCAAGGAAAAAUCAGAUUGUUUUUGACAACAGGUCCUAUGAUUCAUUACACAGACCAAAAUCUGCACCUUCAUCACAGCCCAGUGCCAACGGCGUCCAGACGGAGGGGCUAGACUACGACAGGCUGAAGCAGGACAUUUUAGAUGAAAUGAGAAAAGAACUAACAAAGCUAAAAGAAGAGCUCAUUGAUGCGAUCAGGCAAGAACUGAGCAAGUCCAAUUCUGCGUAGAGAGACGAGCCGAGGAGGAAUAGGACUUUAGUCUGGAGAAAGGAGAAAGACCCGUGCGAACAACAGCUGUUAACAACAACAAACCCCUACAUUUGUGAGCUGUGAUGAAGACAGUGGAGACAAACAGUCAGAAGGAGGAAAAACCAACAUCCUCGCGAGCCUUCAGACGCUGUUACUCUGGCGAUAAGCUAUUUCCCUCCCAGUUUGCUGCUUUUUUCUGACCUUUUCAAUAGGAUGGAAGAGCUGGAUGCGAAUUCCUGUUUCAUAGUUAUGCAGAAAAUACUAAGCCCAUCAGGCAAGAUCGCCGUGCAUUGAAAUAUUUUCAUGUCAAGACAAAAUCGCACGUUUUUCACAAUCCAUUGCUAAAAUAAAGAGGAGAAAGGCUUAAGAAGUUUGUUUUCAGAGAGUGCUGACGAAGAAUUGAGCAAGUUACACUAUUGUAUUGUAAAUGUUUCUCUCAGGUUUGUCUUCCUAUCACAUUUGAUAUUCCGUGAGGAAUGGAGAUCAGCCCUGUGUAGGUUAAGAUCCUAAAAUGUGCAACAAAUGGAAUUGUAUGUGCUUUCCAAGGGUGAUAUUUAUAAGAAAGUGUCUUAAAAAUGAUUUGUCUGGCUUGAGGAAUUUUAGAAUGAUAGGAAGUCUCUCGAGUUAGCCUUCAUGCAAUUUUGUAGAUUAAAACAUAAAAAUCGUCCAGAAUUUAAAGAUUUAGAUGCCUUCCUAAAUUGUUAAAAUGCUUUACCAAAUCUCUGACUCCUACAUAAUACACACCAGUGGUCAAAUGUAAAACAAUAUAUUGUAGACUUACUGUAGGUUUUCAACCUUUUUUAGAUUUAUGCAUGUGGACAUUUUUAUAAUGUAAUUACAACCACCACAAAAUUAGCUUUUUUAAUUGCAGACAGUAAUGCAUGUCCCACUAAUACGUAGUGGCCUUUUCAAGGCCUGGUCCCAGGGAAAACCUUUUGUAGAGUCUGUAGGGGGGUGGGAGGAAAGGAAGGAAUCAUUUUUUCUUUUAAAGUUAAUUUCUGCACUGUCUUUGUUUUCUCAACGACCUGCAUGAAUACUAAUGAGGACUAUUUUGUGACUUUAGUUGGUAAAUAUGUUAGCAGAACCAAGUACUCAAUCUUUUACAUCAUGUCUUCAGCUGUUCGUAUUUUAACUUGAGUAAUUCCAAUGGUCUGAAACAUGAUUCUGAGCUUCACAUGGAUUACAUCGUACUGUGGAACUCGAAAAUUCGAUCCCUGAAUUUGGCAGUUAUUUACUACCUGGGUGCCCUGCAGUUGGACAGGUGUUCAGGUACAUGUUCCUGACCAGGAAGCUGCUUUUGAAUUUUGUUACAUGGAAACACACGGAGUAGCGAUGUCCACAGCAACCGAGGUCAUAGACACCACGUGGCAGAGGGGACCAGCGAGGGGCUCUGCAUGGUUCUCUUGUCAUGACCGAGCAAGACUCAGGUGGUGGGAAGAAGGACCUAGGUGGUCCACUCACCCCCACGCGGGUGUGCACGUGCUGUGCACGUAUGUGCGUGCACAUGUAACCCACGCCCUUCUCCUGGAAACUCGUGAAGAUUAAAAUAGGGGAGAAAUUCUAUAUGUUGCAAUGGUAGAUUUUUUUUUUUAAUUUAGGAAAUCACAAAUUCUCCAGGCUCUCCAUCUUGAUUUAUGCUUCAGUUAUGUGCCAUAUUUGCUUUGAAAUCUUUGAUUAUCUGAAGUUUUACUAAAAUU
Molecule: messenger RNA, 3491 nt
Organism: Odobenus rosmarus divergens (Pacific walrus)
Lineage: Eukaryota; Metazoa; Chordata; Mammalia; Carnivora; Odobenidae
Gene: ENAH
Exons: 15
Coding region: 1-1773 (590 amino acids)
Biological process (GO): actin polymerization or depolymerization; axon guidance; actin polymerization-dependent cell motility
Molecular function (GO): profilin binding; SH3 domain binding
Source: RefSeq, a predicted model, not a curated record